This is a messenger RNA of Impatiens glandulifera, 1833 nucleotides long. Its product is annotated as bifunctional purple acid phosphatase 26-like. Gene Ontology annotation, molecular function: acid phosphatase activity; metal ion binding. The coding region runs from base 167 to 1627 and encodes 486 amino acids. Lineage: Eukaryota; Viridiplantae; Streptophyta; Magnoliopsida; Ericales; Balsaminaceae. The record is from RefSeq and is a predicted model, not a curated record. The transcript has 10 exons.
UACGCAUCUCCGUCCGCCUCAUCUUUCAACCAACUGCCACUUCUCGAGCUUUCUCUCUCUUUCUUCAUCGGAAGGCCUUUUGGCUUGGCGAUUCUCUCUCUAGAUCUUCACCUUCAUGUUUUCUUCUUUGCAAUAGUAAUAAUCUCAUCAAUUUGAAGGCAAGGAAAUGAGGUCUAGAUUGCUUCAGCUCCUGUUGACAUCCUUUUUCUUAUUGACCUAUGUAACUAGUGGUAGUUGUGGUGUUACGAGUAGUUUCAUUCGUUCCGAGUGGCCGUCUGUUGAUAUUCCAGAGGACAACGAAAUUUUUAGAGUUCCUAAAGGCUACAAUGCACCGCAGCAAGUGCAUAUCACACAAGGUGAUUAUGAUGGAAAGGCUGUUAUAAUUUCAUGGGUGACAGCAGAAGCACCAGGUUCAAACACUGUGCAAUAUGGAUUAUCGGAGAAUAAGUAUGACUUAUCUGCAUCAGGAACAGUGGGAAAUUAUACUUUUGGUCCCUACAAUUCUGGAUACAUUCAUCAUACUGUUGUUAAAGAUCUUGAGCACGACACCAAGUACUAUUACAAGAUUGGAGAGGGGGAUUCUGCGAGAGAAUUUUGGUUUCAAACACCUCCCGAGAUUGGCUUGGACACUCCUUACACAUUUGGAAUCAUUGGUGAUCUGGGCCAAACAUACAACUCUCUUUCCACUCUUCAACAUUACAUGGAGAGUGGAGGACAGGCAGUUUUGUUCGCUGGUGAUCUUUCUUAUGCGGACAGGUAUUAUUAUGAGGAUGUUGGCAAACGUUGGGAUACAUGGGGACGUUUUCUUGAACAAAGUGCAGCAUAUCAACCAUGGCUUUGGAGUGCUGGAAAUCAUGAAAUAGAGUACAUGCCAUACAUGGGGGAGAGUAUUCCUUUUAAGUCGUUCCUCCACAGAUAUCCUACACCUUUUGCAGCCAGCCAAAGCAGUGAACCUCUUUGGUAUGCUGUAAGACGUGCAUCAGCACACAUAAUUGUGCUCUCUAGCUAUUCUCCAUUUGUGAAAUACACUCCUCAGUGGAGGUGGCUCCAGGAGGAGCUGCAAAGGGUGGAUAGGGAGAAAACACCUUGGCUUAUUGUCAUUAUGCAUGUCCCACUUUACAACAGUAAUGUAGCUCACUUCAAGGAAGGUGAAAGUAUGCGUCCUGUCUAUGAGGAGUGGUUUGUCCAAUACAAAGUUGAUGUAAUCUUUGCGGGUCAUGUUCAUGCAUAUGAAAGAUCGUACCGCAUUUCAAACAUCCAUUACAAUAUAUCAAGUGGAGAUCGGUAUCCCAUACCCGACAAGUCAGCUCCUGUGUAUAUUACAAUUGGAGACGGAGGAAAUCAGGAAGGUCUUGCUUCAAAGUUUAGAGAUCCACAACCUGAUUACUCUGCAUUCCGAGAAGCCAGUUUUGGGCAUUCAACUCUAGAGAUUAAGAAUAGAACGCAUGCCUUAUAUCACUGGAACCGCAAUGAUGAUGGAAAGAAGGUGGCAACUGACGCCUUUGUGCUACAAAACCAGUACUGGGGAAGCAAUGGACGUAGAAGGAAACUUGAAAAGAACCACCUGAAAAUGCUUGUGGCUAAAAUGUCUUCAGGCUGCAAAGGAGGACUCCAGAUGUCCGUCUGAUGCCCCCAAAGAGUUACUGGCAUCAUCAUCAUGAUCAUCGUCAACACGUAAGUUAUUUUGUGUGUGUUUGAUGUUGUUAAGGAUGAAACUCAUGAAAUGUAAUGUACUAAUUUGUGCUUGCUUGUAGUAUAAAUUAAAAUGUCUAAGGACAACAAAUAUUUACUCUAUUUUUAUGAAUAAGAAACAAGUAAAACGUUUUAAUUUUA